This is a messenger RNA of Sphaeroforma arctica JP610, 363 nucleotides long. RefSeq lists its product as hypothetical. The transcript is spliced from 2 exons. The coding region runs from base 1 to 363 and encodes 120 amino acids. The record is from RefSeq and is a predicted model, not a curated record. Lineage: Eukaryota; Ichthyosporea; Ichthyophonida.
AUGUACGCCACUGAUUUGGUGCAGAUAGUCUCUGACGAGAAUGUGAUGUCUGUCAUUCGCUCGCGAAUCAGCUCAUGGGAAGCUCAGCCUCCACUGACAUUCACCACAAAAGCAGAAGCAGUUAACUAUGGCGUAGAAGGCGGUCUGUUGAGAGACCUGGUGCACCAUUGGAAGACAGCGUACAACUGGACAUCAGCCGUAGCGUCUCUCAACUGCUACGUCCCAUGCGCUGACGAGCAGCGACCGCACUUUAAAACCACAAUCAAUGGGUGUGUGUGUGGUACGUAUGCGUACGUGCAUGACCUAUAUGCAUAUGAGCGCUGGGGUGUAGUAAUCGUCGAUGCAUACACCUAUGCACUGUGA